Messenger RNA from Perognathus longimembris pacificus (Pacific pocket mouse), 819 nucleotides. RefSeq names its product vomeronasal type-1 receptor 3-like. The record is from RefSeq and is a predicted model, not a curated record. Gene Ontology annotation, cellular component: membrane. The transcript has 2 exons. The coding region runs from base 1 to 819 and encodes 272 amino acids. Gene Ontology annotation, biological process: G protein-coupled receptor signaling pathway. Lineage: Eukaryota; Metazoa; Chordata; Mammalia; Rodentia; Heteromyidae. Gene Ontology annotation, molecular function: pheromone receptor activity.
AUGUCUCUACAUGACCCCAUCUUGGUCUUUUUCCUCCUCUCAGAACUUAUCCUCGGGGUCCUGGGGAACUCAUUCCUCUUCUCUCUGUCGGUGCAUAGCUGCCUGCGCCGGCCUCCCCUGAGGAAGCCCAUCCACCUCCUCCUCGCACACCUGUCCCUCACCAAUGCCUUGAGCACUGUGUUCAGGCUGACCCCGGAUGUCAUGUCCUUCUUUGGAGGCACCCAGCUUUUCCUUCUGUCUGACCCAAGCUGCAGGGCCCUGCUGUACGCUUACAGUGUUACCCGGGCCCUGAUCAUCAGCACGCUGUCGCUGCUGACGGCCUUCCAAGCCGUCACCCUCUACCCCGGCCAUCUAGACUGGGCCUGGCUGAACUGGAAAGCUCCUUCCUUCGUCUUUCCCACCUGCCUUUGCCUCUGGAUCUUCAACUUGCUUCUCUACCUCCCUGUGCUCAACCACGUCCACAUGCAAGGCAAUUCUUCCAGCCCUGCUUCUGCCUUCCCUCAGGCGCCCUGUGAAAGCAGCCAGCUGCGUUAUCACACCACCAUGGUGCUCUUAUGUGUCAUGACCACGCGAGACGUCUUCUGCGUGGUCCUCAUGAGCGCCGCCAGCCUCUACAUGGUGACAUUCCUCUACACACACCGCCAGAUAGCCCUGCACCUGCACAGCCCCAGACUGGCCUCCCAGCUGCCCCCCGAGAUCAGAGCCACCUACAGCAUCCUCACGCUGGUUGCUUUCUUCGGGUCCCGGUCCCUUGUUGGCCUGGUGAUGAGUGUCAUUGAUUAUGAGAAUUUGGGACUCAUGGGAGUGUGCCACCUGUAA